Molecule: messenger RNA, 1851 nt
Organism: Melopsittacus undulatus (budgerigar)
Lineage: Eukaryota; Metazoa; Chordata; Aves; Psittaciformes; Psittaculidae
Product: alpha-fetoprotein
Exons: 14
Coding region: 1-1851 (616 amino acids)
Biological process (GO): transport
Cellular component (GO): blood microparticle; cytoplasm
Source: RefSeq, a predicted model, not a curated record
AUGAACUGGAGAAGAGUAAUAUAUGUGAUUUUACUGGGGAGCCUUCCCAUAGUCAAAGCCCUGCCUGGAAGUUAUGGGGACAUAGAGGGAAAAACCAGCAUUGGCCAACGCUUUUUACAGCUGCAGAAGAAUAAUUUUAAAGCCAUGGCCCUGGUCAUGUUUGCUCAGUAUGUGCAAGGAGGCACAUUUGGCAGAGCAGUUAAAAUGGCUGAGGAUGUCACAGACCUCGCCAAAAGGUGUGCUGCUGCUGCAGCCAGGGACCACCCAGACUGCCUGAAGCCCUUGGACAAGAUCUUCCUUGAUACAAUAUGCCAGGAGGAAAAUCUUCCCGAGUUUACUGACUGCUGUGCUAAAAAGGAUCCUCAAAGAAAUGACUGCUUCCUCACUCUUAAAAAUUCAUCAAGAGGGUUCAUUUCUCCUUUUGAAAGGCCAAAUGUAGAAGCUGCCUGUAAAAAUCAUUCACAGAAUCAACAUCUGUUAACAGAACAUUUUAUUUAUGAGGUGGCCAGAAGGCAUCCUUUCCUCUAUGCCCCCACCAUCCUUUCUGUUGCUAUCCGGUAUGAUGAGAUGAUGAAAAACUGUUGCAGAAGCUCUGAAGACAUCACCUAUGACCCGGAGGAAUGCUUUCAGAGACAGGCACCAAAGGUGGUGAAGCCAAUAAAAGAAGAUAGCCUAAGGCAAGAACACACAUGUGGAAUCUUGCACAAGUUUGGAGAAAGGACCUUGAAGGCUCUGAAACUUGCUCAGAUAAGCCAAAAAUUCCCUAAAGCUGAUUUUGCAACUGUUAGCAAACUUGUGAUGGAUGUUGCUAACAUGCACAAGGACUGCUGCCGCGGAGACAUGCUGGACUGCAUGCAUGACAGGGAAGAGCUUCUGCACUAUGUCUGCACUAACCAAGACAUCCUAUCAAGCAAAAUAAAGCAGUGCUGUGAAAAGCCUCUGUUACAAAGAAGUGAAUGCAUAGUUAAUACAGAAAACAAUGACAAACCUGCAGACCUGUCCCCCCACCUCAGGGAGUUUAUAGAGGACAAGGAAAUAUGUGAUCGUUUUGCCCAGGAAAAGGACACACACUUAGCCAGGUUUCUGUACGAAUAUUCCAGGAGACACCCUGAGUUUUCUGCCCAAAUGCUUUUAAGAAUUGGUAAAGGAUAUGAGGACCUACUGCACAAGUGCUGCAAGCCCGGAGCUCCAGAGGACUGCUGCAGCAGAGGGGAGGAGGAACUGAAGAAACAUAUUUAUGAAACUGAAAGUGUGAUGAAGACAAGCUGUGACAUUUACAGGGAGAAAGGAGAUUACUAUUUCCAAAAUGAGCUCCUCAUGAGCUUCACCAAGAAGAUGCCUCAACUGACAUCUGCAGAGCUGAUUAAAUUCAUCAAGCAGAUGACUACAAUCGGCUCCAAAUGCUGCCAGUUAAGCCCGGACAAGCUGCUGCCUUGUGCUGAGGAAAAUCUGGAUCUUGUGCUUGGAGAAAUAUGCAGAAGACACCUGAGAGACCCUAUAAACCCAGGCGUGUGCCACUGCUGCAGCAACUCGUAUGCCCUCAGGAGACCGUGCAUAGGGAAACUGGAAAUGGAUGAGCAUUAUGUGCCCUUAUCACUGACUCCAGGGCUGUUCACUUUCCAUGAAGAUUUGUGUACAACUGAGGAGGAGAAGUUACAGCACAAGAAGCAAGAAAUGCUCAUCAACCUCAUCAAAUACAAGCCCCAGAUCACACAGGAGCAGCUAUCAGCCAUCACAGCUGCCUUCACCACCAUGAGAGAGCAGUGCUGCGGAGGAGGCAACCCCCAGGCCUGCUUUGCCAAAGAGGGUCCAGAACUUAUAAAGAGGAGUGAAAAAAUGUUGUCAGCAUGA